This is a messenger RNA of Melitaea cinxia (Glanville fritillary), 2310 nucleotides long. It is a transcript of the gene Pkc98E, whose product is annotated as protein kinase C. Bases 154 to 2310 code for a protein of 718 amino acids. Gene Ontology annotation, biological process: protein phosphorylation. Gene Ontology annotation, molecular function: ATP binding; diacylglycerol-dependent serine/threonine kinase activity. NCBI's taxonomy places the organism in Eukaryota, Metazoa, Arthropoda, Insecta, Lepidoptera, Nymphalidae. The transcript is spliced from 19 exons. The record is from RefSeq and is a predicted model, not a curated record.
AAUAAGUCUAUCCAUGGCCGAUCUCAUCGCUGUCAAGUCUCUAUUUCUAUCCCAAUUAUGAAGCAUCUUCAAUGAUUUUUUGUGGUUUUAAAAAGUGGAAGUGAUAGUGUGGCGGUGCGGUCUCGGAGAUAGGGCUCGUUGGUCGGCAGCACCAUGUUUAGCGGGACGGUGCGUGUGAAGGUGUGCGAGGCGACGGGCCUCAGGCCGACCGACUUUCAGAAAAGGCAUAACAUGACCUUCGGAAAGCCAGACGACCAGCCGAUAGACCCGUAUGUGUCCAUCGACGCUGACGAGCAUCACCUAGACCGGUCGAGCACCAAACCAAAGACGUUUGAUCCCGUGUGGAACGAAACAUUCAUACACGAAGUUCAGAAUGUUACCAGCCUCGGUAUCACAGUGUUUCAUGAUGCAGCAAUACCACCUGAUGAUUUUGUUGCAAACUGCACAAUUCCCUUUGAAGACUUGAUGCACCGCGACAAAGAUGCUACAGACUUUUGGGUAGACUUAGAACCUCAAGGAAAGUUGCAUCUUAAAAUUGAUCUCAAAUGGAAUGCUCAAGCAGUGAGCAACACGGGGGGGCGAGCGGCGCGCGGGCGCGAGUUCCGCGAGGGCGCGGGGUUCGCGCGGCGGCGCGGGGCCAUGCGGCGGCGCGUGCACCAGGUCAACGGGCACAAGUUCAUGGCCACCUUCCUGCGGCAGCCCACCUUCUGCUCGCACUGCCGCGAGUUCAUCUGGGGUAUCGGAAAACAAGGAUAUCAGUGUCAAGUGUGUACCUGUGUGGUACAUAAGCGCUGCCACUCGUCUGUCGUCACCAAGUGCCCGGGCAUGAAGGAGGAGCAAGUGGGCGGCGUGGGCGUGUCGGGCGGGCAGCGCUUCAACGUGAACGUGCCGCACCGCUUCGUCGUGCACUCCUACAAGCGGUUCACGUUCUGCGACCACUGCGGCUCGCUGCUCUACGGGCUCAUCAAGCAGGGCCUGCAGUGCGAGGUGUGUUCGAUGAACGUCCACAAGCGGUGUCAGAAGAAUGUGGCCAACAACUGUGGGAUCAACACCAAGGCGAUGGCGGAGAUCCUCAACGAGAUGGGCAUCUCGCCAGACAAAAACCCUCGUCCGCGCGCCUCUAAGUACUUGAACACUCCGCUCAUGGAGGGUCCUCUAGAACUGUCCUCCGAGGAAGGGAAGGAUUCCGACAAGCAAGAUGACAAAAAUGCGCCGGGCGUGUGGGGCUCGCACUGGGCGGACCUGCAGGACAUAUUCACUUGUUACGAAGGCGCGGAGGGAGAGAUGGAGGGCCAGAAGGUGUCCCUCGACGACUUCAACUUCAUCAAGGUGCUGGGGAAGGGCUCCUUCGGGAAGGUCAUGCUUGCAGAGAAAAAGGGCACCGAUGAGGUGUACGCGGUGAAGGUGCUGAAGAAGGACGCCAUCGUGCAGGACGACGACGUGGAGUGCACGCUGACGGAGCGGCGCGUGCUGGCGCUGGCGGCGCGCCACCCCUUCCUCACGGCGCUGCACUGCGCCUUCCAGACGCCCGAGCGCCUGUUCCUGGUCAUGGAGUACGUGGACGGCGGCGACCUCAUGUUCCAGAUCCAGCGCGCGCGCAAGUUCGACGAGGCCAGGGCGAGGUUCUAUGCGGCGGAAGUGACACUUGCGUUGACCUUCCUACACGCGCACGGUGUUAUUUACCGUGAUCUCAAGCUGGAUAAUAUUCUGCUGGACAGCGAGGGUCACUGCAAGCUGGCUGAUUUCGGCAUGUGCAAGGAGGGCAUCCUGGAUGGAGCCACUACUAAUACCUUCUGCGGAACUCCAGACUAUAUCGCACCUGAGAUCCUGCAAGAGCUGGAAUAUGGUCCUUCAGUGGACUGGUGGGCGCUGGGCGUGCUGUUGUACGAGAUGUUGGCCGGGCAGCCGCCCUUCGAGGCCGACAACGAGGACGAUCUCUUCGAGUCCAUCCUGCACGACGACGUUCUCUACCCUGUUUGGCUGUCGAAGGACGCCGUCUCCAUACUUAAGGGUUUCAUGACGAAGAACCCGGCGCGGCGCCUGGGAGUGCUGGGCGGCGCGGCGGGCAUCCGCCAGCACGCCUUCUUCCGCGACAUGGACUGGGACGCGCUCGCGCAGCGCCGCCUGCGCCCGCCCUUCCGGCCCAAGGUGAAGAGCAAGCGCGAGGCGGCCAACUUCGACACGGAGUUCACGAAGGAGGAACCCUGCCUCACCCCCGUGCCCAGCGACGUGCUGCGGGCCAUCAACCAGGAGGAGUUCAAGGGCUUCUCAUUCAUCAACCAGGACUUCAAUCCGACGCCGGCACCAUGA